This is a messenger RNA of Malurus melanocephalus (red-backed fairy wren), 2125 nucleotides long. RefSeq names its product opioid receptor kappa 1 (gene OPRK1). Lineage: Eukaryota; Metazoa; Chordata; Aves; Passeriformes; Maluridae. The coding region runs from base 38 to 1183 and encodes 381 amino acids. The transcript has 3 exons. Gene Ontology annotation, molecular function: neuropeptide binding; dynorphin receptor activity. Gene Ontology annotation, biological process: G protein-coupled opioid receptor signaling pathway; sensory perception of pain; neuropeptide signaling pathway. The record is from RefSeq and is a predicted model, not a curated record. Gene Ontology annotation, cellular component: membrane; neuron projection.
UCCAGGUACCCCUCCUGCCCGUGGGGAUCGUCCCCCUAUGGAUGUCCCCGUACAGAUUUUCCGUGAGGAGCCGGACUCCACGUGUUCCCCACGGCCCUGCCGCCCCCCCAGCACCAGCAGCAGCUGGACCGCGGGCUGGGCAGACUAUGACAGCAACGCCACCGGGGCCUUUGGGGACAGCCAGCACAACCACACCAGCAUCUCCCCCGCCAUCCCCAUCAUCAUCACCGCUGUCUACUCCGCGGUCUUCGUUGUUGGCUUGGUGGGAAACUCCCUGGUGAUGUUUGUCAUCAUAAGGUACACAAAGAUGAAGACAGCCACCAACAUCUACAUCUUCAACCUGGCCAUGGCAGACGCGCUCGUUACCACAACCAUGCCCUUCCAAAGCACCGAGUACCUGAUGAACUCCUGGCCCUUCGGUGAUGUGCUGUGCAAAAUUGUGAUUUCUAUUGACUAUUACAACAUGUUCACCAGCAUUUUCACGCUGACCAUGAUGAGUGUUGAUCGAUACAUYGCCGUGUGUCACCCUGUGAAGGCUCUGGACUUCCGUACUCCUCUCAAAGCAAAGAUAAUCAACAUCUGUAUCUGGCUGCUGUCCUCAUCCGUCGGAAUAUCAGCAAUUGUUCUYGGAGGCACCAAAGUCAGGGAAGACACAGCUAGCACUGAAUGCUCUUUGCAGUUUCCAGACAGAGAUUACGUCUGGUGGGACAUCUUCAUGAAAAUCUGCGUCUUUGUCUUUGCGUUCGUUAUUCCGGUUCUCAUUAUAAUUGUUUGCUACACUCUGAUGAUCCUGCGCCUGAAAAGCGUGCGGCUUCUCUCAGGCUCUCGAGAGAAAGAUCGAAACCUGCGUCGCAUCACCAGGUUGGUUCUGGUGGUUGUGGCRGUUUUUAUCAUCUGCUGGACUCCCAUUCACAUUUUCGUGCUGGUUGAAGCCUUAGGGGACGUGUCCCACAGUACUGCUGCCAUCUCCAGCUACUACUUCUGCAUUGCUUUGGGCUACACCAACAGCAGCCUCAAUCCAAUCCUCUACGCGUUUUUGGAUGAAAACUUCAAGAGAUGCUUCAAGGACUUCUGCUUCCCCUUCAAGAUGAGGAUGGACAGGCARAGCACCAGCAGAGUCAGAAAUACUGUGCAAGACCCAGCUUACAUGAGGGAAGCAGGUGGGGCAAACAAACCUGUAUGACUAGUCGUGGAAAUGUCAUCUUACUGUCCUCAAGAGAGAGAGGAGUCCAACGACCUGGGACUGACGCAGAUUACUACUGCAGUUUGAACUCAACUCACCCAGAGAGACAUUUCAGGAAUAUUUCAGAAAUCCCAGCAGUUUGAACUAAAUCAAAUUUGUUAUUGAUAAACAAGAAUAUCCUGAAAACAAGCUCGAAUGAAAAGGACCUGGCUGAUGGUCAGGUUUUGGCACUGUGUUUGUUGUACUUGAGGCAGCACUAAAACACGCUUUUGCAGCACGAAGAGAYGGUGUUGCACCAGGAGACUCUGAUAAGAAGAGUUCUGGCUCUUCUCUUUACAAUACGUAACAGUAUAUUAAGCAACAUUUGGUCAUAAAACUGAGUUAUACCAGAAACUUCUGCCCCAAGAGUGAUUACUUCUAAAGGGUAGAGCUUGACAACUUGAUCCUCUUUGACAGUGAAGAGUGYUAGGUUUCUCUGAACAAUGCCAGAGCUAUAAUCAAUAUUGUCCUCAAUUAAUAUAUCUGUAACCCUUGUCUGUGCUGUGARAAUCCAAUUUAAGCAUGAUCUACCUGCAUACCAAAGUGAUUUYAUUGUGUCUGUAUAUGGUAAAGCCUUUUGGCCUUCAAAAGUAUUGGAAWAUAAGGAGAAUUGUUAGCACAUGUUAAAUCAUCUGUGUGUAAUGUUUUGUAUGCGUAAUUUUCCGAGGUGAUUGUUUCUUUUUGAGUCUGAAUAAUUUAAUAUGCAUUUUCAGAGUAUAUAUUGARUAAGGGGCUAGAAAACUUCAAAUGUUUCACUUGUCACAAAAUUGAUGCAAAGCCCUGUUACAUUCAUUAUAUGGAGGAAACUCUGGUCUAUCUUGUUUUCCUGGACAAUUUGUAAGCAGACUGGAAUAAAUAUUUGACAAACUAGUAAAGUAGCACAUGAACGAACUGGAUUGAUAC